CGGGAAACUACCCAUGCGCAUGCGCUGUAUCGGUCUCCUUCAUUCACCUCUGGGCCCGACAAGAGACUGAGUCAACUGUCAAAAUGUUUGCUUGCACAAGGUUCUUUCACCCAGCUGCCCGGUCCGUGGUGUCCAGUGGAAGCAGAGCGGUGUUGAGGCCAUUAGGCAGCUCAGUAGUAAAUAAUGAACAGAUCCCACAAGCAGCUCCAACAGCAAACCUCUCAUCCUACACAGGUUUCAGUGCUCUUAACAUAGCCCCUGUCAACAACAAUGUGUCAUCAUUUAUCUCGCAGAUCCGAACAUUUCAAACAAGCGCUGUACAACGUGAUAUUGAUCAGGCCGCCAAAUACAUUGGUGCUGGAGCUGCCACAGUAGGAGUAGCAGGAUCAGGCGCAGGAAUUGGCAGCGUUUUCGGAAGCUUAGUUAUUGGUUAUGCCAGGAAUCCAUCUCUGAAGCAGCAACUCUUCUCUUAUGCCAUUCUUGGAUUUGCCUUGUCUGAGGCUAUGGGUCUUUUCUGUCUUAUGAUGGCUUUCCUCCUGUUGUUCGCCUUUUAAUGUUAUAGACAAUAGAAGAAAUACCAGGCGCGUUUGUUUGUUCAACUGUUCGUGGAUCAUAUUCAUAAAAAAGCUGGUGUGUUUGCAGGUCUAGGGCCCAACCAACAUGAGGAAAAGCAGUUCUACCCGAACUGUAUUAAAAAAUGAAAGUUUUGUAGGCGAGGUUGUAAGAUAUAAACAAGAAAAUCAUUAAGUUUGAUUGCUGUACAGAUACCUUAUCCACUCUUUAUAGAAAGAGUUCGAAAGACAAAAUAAAACGUAUUAACAUUUAAA
This is a messenger RNA of Haliotis rubra (blacklip abalone), 827 nucleotides long. RefSeq names its product ATP synthase lipid-binding protein, mitochondrial-like. Gene Ontology annotation, biological process: proton transmembrane transport; proton motive force-driven ATP synthesis. NCBI's taxonomy places the organism in Eukaryota, Metazoa, Mollusca, Gastropoda, Lepetellida, Haliotidae. The record is from RefSeq and is a predicted model, not a curated record. Gene Ontology annotation, molecular function: proton transmembrane transporter activity.